Messenger RNA from Gastrolobium bilobum, 8342 nucleotides. Its product is annotated as protein SABRE. NCBI's taxonomy places the organism in Eukaryota, Viridiplantae, Streptophyta, Magnoliopsida, Fabales, Fabaceae. Bases 1 to 7944 code for a protein of 2647 amino acids. The transcript is spliced from 23 exons. The record is from RefSeq and is a predicted model, not a curated record.
AUGGCAGCUUCUCCUGUCAAUUUCCUCUUCGGAUUCUUGCUGCUUUCUAUUAUAUUGUGGCUUGUGUUCAUAUUUGCUUCUGGGUUGCUGGCUUGGAUUUUGAGCCGGAUUUUGGGAGCAUCUGUUGGAUUUCGUGUUGGUGGAUGGAAGUGUUUGAGAGAUGUGGUAGUGAAGUUUAAGAAGGGUGCUGUUGAAUCUAUAUCUGUUGGUGAAAUUAAACUCAGCUUACGCCAGUCCCUGGUCAAACUUAGUGUGGGUUUCAUAUCCCGGGAUCCAAAGCUGCAAGUGUUGAUAUGCGACUUAGAAGUUGUUAUGAGGCAUUCAAAUAAAAGCCCCGGGACAAAGAAAACUCGGAAAUCCCGUGCUUCAGGCAGGGGGAAGUGGAUGAUUGUAGGCAAUAUUGCAAGAUAUUUAUCAGUUUGUGUGACUGAUCUGAUUCUGAAGACACCAAAAUCUACUGUUGAGAUCAAGGAGUUGAAUGUGGAUAUAUCUAAAGAUGGUGGAUCCCAGUCAAAUUUGUUAGUUAGACUACAAAUACUACCUAUUCUUGUUCACAUUGGUGAACCACGGGUUAGUUGUGACCAGUUAUCUAAUUUAAGUGUUGGAGGAUGCAGUUCUUCUUGCCAGGCAUCUGUUGCUGCUAUAGAAAGGUCUUCUGCUCCUUUUAUCUGUGAAAAGUUCUCCGUCUCAUGUGAAUUUGGUCAUGAUAGGGAAGUGGGUAUAAUUAUUAAGAAUGUGGACAUUUCCAGUGGAGAGGUCACUAUGAAUUUGAACGAGGAGAUGCUUUUGAAAAGUAAGAGUUCAUCAGAGUCGUCUUCUGGCUCCAACAGUAUUCUAGGGUCACAUGCUGGUUCUGUGAGCAUAAAAAAGCCACAAAAGAAGCAGCAAACACUUGAAGCCUUCUCCAAGUACAGUUCUAUGUUUCCUGAAAAGGUCAGCUUCAAUCUACCAAAGCUGGAUGUGAGUUUUGUGCAUCGUGAAAGUGGUCUUUCUAUUGAAAACAACAUCAUGGGCAUCCAAUUGAAAAGCACCAAAUCACGAUCCACUGAGGAUGUUGGGGAGAGUACACGCGUUGAUUUUCAACUGGAGUUUAGUGAAAUUCAUCUUCUCAGAGAAGCUGGUUCUUCCAUCCUGGAGAUAUUGAAGGUUGAUUUGGUCUCUUUUGUGUAUAUUCCAGUGCAGCCAAUUUCACCUGUUAGAGCUGAAACUGAAAUCAAGCUAGGAGGUACUCAAUGCAACAUCAUAAUGAGCAGGUUGAAGCCUUGGUUGCUUCUACAUUUGUCUAAGAAGAAAAAAAUGGUACUUGGAGAAGAAGCUUCUGUUGUUGUAAAGCCACAAUCAAGCAAUAACAAAGCCAUCAUAUGGACAUGCAAUGUCUCAGCUCCUGAGAUGACAAUAGUGCUUUUCAAUAUGGUUGGUUGUCCAGUGUAUCAUGGUUGCUCACAAUCAUCACAUCUGUUUGCAAACAACAUUUCAAAUAUGGGGACUACAUUACACAUUGAACUUGGAGAGUUUAAUCUUCACUUGGCUGAUGAAUAUCAAGAAUGCUUGAAAGAAAAUGUUUUUGGUGUGGAAUCAAAUUCUGGCUCCAUUAUGCACAUUGCGAAGGUUAGUUUGGAUUGGGGGAAAAAGGACAUGGAAUCCGAAGAAGAUGGUCCUAGGUGUAGACUCGGUUUAUCAGUUGAUGUGACCGGCAUGGGAGUUUAUCUAACUUUCAAGCGUGUAGAAUCACUCAUAUCAACAGCCAUAUCCUUUCAAGCUCUAUCAAAAAGCCUAUCUGCUUCAAAGAAAAAAUCAACUCAGAGCCAGGGGCAUUCAGUAAAACCUUCGGGUAAGGGAAUUCAGUUGUUGAAUUUCAAUCUUGAAAGGUGUUCGGUAUAUGUAUGGGGUGAGACAGGCUUAGAAAAUCAAUCUGUUCCAGAUCCCAAGCGAGUUAAUUAUGGUUCACAAGGUGGUAGAGUUAUAAUAAAUGUGUCAGCAGAUGGUACCUCACGCAAUGCAUACAUAAUGUCUACUGUUUCCAAUGAAUACCACAAGCUAAAGUACUCUGUCUCUCUUGAAAUCUUUCAAUUUAAUUUGUGUGUGAACAAAGAGAAACAGUCCACACAGAUGGAACUUGAAAGAGCCAGAUCUGUCUAUCAGGAAUACAUGGAGGAAAAUAGGCCAGUAACAAAGGUGGCAUUGUUUGAUAUGCAAAAUGCUAAAUUUGUACAGCGUUCAGGUGGCCUUAAAGAGGUUGCUGUCUGUUCUCUUUUCAGUGCCACUGACAUUACUGUGAGGUGGGAGCCCGAUGUACACCUAUCACUAGUUGAACUUGUUCUCCAGCUGAAGUUAUUGGUGCACAACAGCAAGCUUCAGGAGCAUGGGAGUGAACACAUGGGAGAUGUGUCUCAUGUGCGAGAUGCUAAUUGGAAAAAUGAAACUACUGUUGAAUCAGGGCAUCUUGAAAAGCAAAAGAAGAAAGAAUCUAUUUUUGCUGUUGAUGUGGAAAUGUUAAGUAUUUCAGCUGGGCUAGGAGAUGGAGUUGAUGCUAUGGUUCAGGUGCAGUCUAUUUUCUCUGAGAAUGCUCGUAUAGGAGUGCUACUUGAAGGACUUAUGCUUAGUUUUAAUGGGGCUAGAAUCUUCAAGAGUAGCCGGAUGCAAAUUUCUCGAAUUCCCAGUGUCUCUGCCGGUGUAUCUGAUACAAAAGGACAUGUAGUCACAACAUGGGAUUGGGUAAUCCAAGGUCUUGAUGUUCACAUUUGCAUGCCAUACAGAUUGCAGUUGCGUGCUAUUGAUGAUGCCGUCGAGGAUAUGUUACGAGGUUUGAAGCUCAUAAUUGCUCUUAAGACAAAUUUAAUUUUUCCUGCGAAGAAAGAGAGCUCUAAAGUCAAGAAACCUAGUUCAGUACAAUUUGGAUGCAUAAAAUUUUGCAUACGCAAGUUAACUGUUGAUAUUGAAGAGGAACCAAUCCAGGGGUGGCUUGAUGAACAUUAUCAGCUGCUAAAGAAGGAGGCUGGUGAGUUAGCUAUCCGAUUGAACUUUCUAGAUGAAUUUAUAUCAAAGGCAAAACAUGGUCUUAAAUCUACUGACACCAUUAAUUCUUCCCAAGAAAGAAAAAUUUCUUUUAAUGAUGUUGAGGUUGAUGUAAAUGAUUCUUCUACUAUUGAAUCCACGAGGGAAGAAAUUUAUAAACGAUCAUUCCGAUCGUAUUACCGGGCAUGCCAGAAUCUAGUGUUAGCUGAAGGGUCAGGUGCUUGUGGAGAAGGUUUCCAAGCUGGUUUCAAACCUAGUACUUCGAGGACUUCUCUUCUUUCAAUAUCUGCAUUAGAUUUAGAUGUAAGCUUGAAAAAAAUUGAAGGUGGAGAUGCUGGGAUGAUUGAGGUUCUGAAGAAGCUUGAUCCUGUCUGUCUUGAAAAUGAUAUACCAUUUUCCCGACUGUAUGGGACAAAUAUUAUCUUAAAUACGGGUUCUAUUGCGGUUCAGCUUCGGAAUUAUACUUUUCCUCUUUUCUCUGGAAGUUCUGGUAAAUGUGAAGGUCGUCUUGUGUUGGCUCAGCAGGCAACUAGCUUUCAACCUCAAAUAUAUCAAGAUAUCUAUGUUGGGAGAUGGAGAAAGGUUGGCAUGCUUCGAUCAGCUAGUGGUACUACUCCACCAAUGAAGACAUACUCUGAUUUACCAAUACAUUUCCAGAAAGGUGAGGUGUCGUUUGGGGUAGGUUAUGAACCAUCUUUUGCUGAUGUUAGUUAUGCUUUCACCGUAGCACUUCGGAGGGCUAAUCUAAGUGUUAGGAAUCCGGGUCCACUGAUUCCGCCACCGAAAAAGGAGCGGAGUUUGCCAUGGUGGGAUGACAUGAGAAAUUACAUCCAUGGAAAAAUUUCUUUAUUCUUUUCUGAGUCAAGAUGGAAUGUUUUGGCGAGUACAGAUCCUUAUGAAAAGGUUGACAAACUUCAAAUUGUGAGUAGCACUAUGGAAAUUCACCAGUCUGAUGGUCGUGUUUUUGUUUCGGCCAAAGAUUUUAAGAUUUUAUUGAGUAGUUUGGAGAGUUUGGCAAAUAGACGUGGUUUCAAAAUUCCAACAGGUGCCUCUGGUGCUUUUCUGGAGGCCCCUGACUUUACUCUUGAAGUUACAAUGGACUGGGAUUGUGAAUCUGGAGAUCCCAUGAAUCAUUAUUUAUUUGCACUUCCAGUUGAGGGCAAACCUCGAGACAAAGUAUUUGAUCCCUUCAGAUCCACUUCUCUUUCCCUUCGAUGGAACUUCUCUCUUAGACCCUUUCCUCCUUCAUCAGAAAGACAGUCCCCCUCUUUCGUUAAUAGAGAUAAUAUUGACGGAGAUGCUACUGUAUUUGAUCCUUCUCACAUAUCCCAGAAUGUUUCAGCUACGUCCCCAACAUUUAACUUUGGAGCUCAUGAUUUAGCAUGGAUUCUAAGAUUCUGGAGCUUGAACUACAGUCCACCACAUAAGCUACGCAGCUUCUCUCGCUGGCCUCGUUUUGGAAUUCCAAGAGUUGCCAGGUCAGGCAAUCUUUCACUAGAUAAAGUGAUGACUGAAUUUAUGAUUCGUUUAGAUGCCACACCAGCCUGUAUAAAGAACAUGCCUUUAGAUGAUGAUGAUCCAGCCAAAGGACUGACUUUUACAAUGACAAAACUGAAGUAUGAGUUAUGUUAUAGUAGGGGCAAGCAAAGAUAUACCUUUGAAAGCAAGCGUGAUGUUCUUGAUCUUGUUUACCAUGGUCUUGACCUUCAUAUGCUCAAGGCUUUCCUAAAUAAAGAAGACUGUGCUAGUGUUGCCAAAGUAGUUAACAUGAUACUGAAAAGUUCACAAUCAAUAUCCAUGGACAAAAUCCCCUGUGAAAAUGGUUACAUGACAGAGAAAAAUCGUGAUGAUGGAUUUCUGUUGUCCUCUGAUUACUUCACUAUCAGAAGACAUUCCCCAAAGGCUGAUCCUGCUAGGUUACUAGCAUGGCAAGAAGCAGGAAGAAGAAAUGCUGAGAUGACAUAUGUACGGUCUGAGUUUGAAAAUGGGAGUGAAGCUGAUGAACAUAUACGGUCUGACCCUAGUGAUGAUGAUGGCUACAAUGUGGUAAUAGCUGACAAUAGUCAGCGAGUGUUUGUCUAUGGUCUCAAGCUUUUGUGGACUAUCGAAAACAGAGAUGCUGUUUGGGCCUGGGUUGGUGGUCUAUCUAAAGCCUUUCAACCUCCCAAGCCUUCUCCUUCUCGGCAGUACGCACAGAGAAAAUUGCUUGAGGAAAACAAACAGCAUGACGGAGCUCAUCUCCGUCAAGGUGAUGUUGCUAAGCACCCUCCCACCGGUAAAAUUUCCAAGUCUCCCUCUUCUCAGCACGGAGGUACUUCUGGAUCACUUUCAUCUCCUCCAAAUUCAGUUAAGGUGGACAACUUGCUGUCUGGUUUUGUUAUUUCCCUUUUCGGUGUAUUGCCAGCUAAAAAUGAGUACAUGGAUGAUUCAGAUGGGACUCAACACUUCAUGGUGAAUGUUAUUGAGCCACAGUUUAAUCUUCACUCGGAGGAUGCAAAUGGUAGAUUUUUGCUUGCUGCUUUAAGUGGUCGUGUUUUAGCGCGGUCAUUUCAUUCAGUGCUUCAUGUUGGUUAUGAGAUGAUGGAGCAAGCACUUGGUACUACAGAUGUACAUAUUAGUGAAUACCAACCUGAAAUGACAUGGAAAAGAAUGGAGUUGUCUGUUAUGUUGGAAGAUGUACAGGCUCACGUUGCACCCACAGAUGUUGAUCCAGGAGCUGGGUUGCAGUGGCUUCCUAAAAUUCUCAGAAGCUCUCCAAAAGUAAUGCGUACAGGUGCUCUUCUUGAGAGAGUUUUUAUGCCUUGUAGUAUGUACUUUCGGUACACAAGGCACAAAGGGGGCACUCCUGAACUGAAGGUGAAACCCUUGAAGGAGCUCACAUUCAAUUCUCGUAAUAUAACGGCAACAAUGACAUCUCGCCAGUUUCAGGUCAUGUUGGAUGUGUUGACAAAUCUUCUAUUUGCACGCCUUCCAAAGCCUCGAAAGAGUAGCUUGUCCUUUCCAGUCGAAGAUGAUGAAGAUGUUGAAGAGGAAGCAGAUGAGGUGGUUCCUGAUGGUGUUGAAGAGGUGGAACUUGCAAAAAUCAACCUUGAAAAAAAAGAGAGGGAGCUAAAGUUGCUUCUUGAUGAUAUUCGAAAAUUGUCUCUUUUAUGUGAACCUUCUGGAGAUAUGAAUCCAGAAAAGGAUAGUGACUUGUGGAUGAUAGCUGGUGGAAAAUCUAUGCUGAUCCGAGGACUGAAGAGAGAGCUUGUAAAUGCACAAAUGUCCAGAAAGGCAGCCUCUGCUUCAUUAAGGAUGGCUCUUCAAAAUGCUGCGCAGCUACGGCUAACAGAGAAGGAGAAGAACAAAAGUCCUUCCUAUGCUAUGCGCAUAUCUUUGCAAAUUAACAAAGUUGUUUGGAGCAUGCUUGUUGAUGGUAAAUCCUUUGCUGAAGCUGAGAUUAAUGACUUGAUAUAUGACUUUGACCGGGAUUACAAGGAUGUCGGUGUUGCUCAGUUUACAACAAAAUAUUUUGUUGUCAGAAACUGCCUGCCUAAUGCAAAGUCUGAUAUGCUUUUGUCAGCAUGGAAUCCUCCAUCCGAAUGGGGAAAAAAAGUAAUGCUUCGAGUAGAUGCACAACAGGGAGCUCCAAGGGAUGGAAAUUCUCCCCUUGAACUUUUCCAGGUAGAGAUUUAUCCCCUUAAGAUCCAUUUAACAGAGACGAUGUACAGAAUGAUGUGGGAGUAUUUCUUCCCAGAAGAAGAACAAGAUUCCCAACGCCGACAGGAGGUUUGGAAGGUUUCAACCACUGCUGGUGCAAGGCGUGUAAAGAAAGGUUCAGCAGUUCUUGAAACUUCUGCUUCGAGCAAUCACUCAACAAAAGAGUCCGAGACCUCAUCCAAAUCUGGCAUAUCCACAAUGCUAUUUCCUGCAACAAGUCAGCCUUCAGUCAAUGUCGAUUCAGCUCAAGCAUCCAAAGUGCAAAAUGUCAAAGCAAACCCUGGUACUGGUACAACCCCUGAGUUGAGAAGAACAUCAUCCUUUGACAGAACUUGGGAAGAGACUGUGGCAGAAUCUGUAGCUAAUGAACUCGUCUUACGAAGCUUCUCUUCCUCUAAAAAUGGCCCAUUUGGUUCUACUGAGCAACAAGAUGAAGCUUCUAAGAAUAAAUCAAAAGAUUCCAAAGUUGUCAAAGGUGGCCGAUCAUCUCAUGAAGAAAAAAAGGUGGCUAAGUCACAUGAAGAGAAGAGAUCUAGGCCUCGAAAGAUGAUGGAGUUUCACAACAUCAAAAUUAGUCAGGUUGAGUUAUUGGUUACAUAUGAAGGGCAAAGAUUUGUUGUAAAUGAUCUCAAAUUACUGAUGGAUCAGUUUCACCGAGCUGAGUUUACUGGGACUUGGCGAAGACUCUUCUCACGAGUUAAGAAGCACAUCAUCUGGGGAGUCCUAAAGUCUGUGACUGGAAUGCAGGGUAAAAAAUUUAAAGACAAAGGUCAGAGUCAGUCCACUGGAGCUGGUGUUCCCGAAAUUGACCUUAAUAUUAGUGACGAUGAAGGCCAGGCAGGAAAAUCUGAUCAAUAUCCACCCUCUUGGCCUAAGCGUCCAGGUGAUGGUGCAGGUGAUGGAUUUGUGACAUCCAUUAGAGGACUAUUCAAUACCCAACGCCGCAAGGCAAAGGCAUUUGUGCUCCGAACAAUGAGGGGUGAAGCAGAGAAUGAUUUUCAAGGUGAUUGGAGUGAAAGCGAUGUCGAGUUCUCUCCUUUUGCUAGGCAGCUCACCAUUACAAAAGCUAAAAAGCUUAUUAGGAGGCACACUAAGAAGUUCCGCUCCAGAGGACAGAAAGGUUCAUCUUCACAACAACGAGAAUCACUACCAUCAUCUCCGAGAGAGACAACUCCAUUUGACAGUGAUACUUCAAGUGGAUCCUCACCAUAUGAAGAUUUUCAUGAAUAGAAAUGUUUUUAGUUAUCUGAAGGAUUUCUUACUUUUCAGCUGAGCAUGACGCACACUUCAUCUAUUUGAUGGACGCAAAAAAGGUGACAGACAGAUGAUCUUUCUCUAUUAAGAAGUACCUCAGUUGAAGACAAAAAGAUAAAACACUUCUUGAACAGAGGGGCGCCUGAAAUGGAAAGAGAACUUGGGACUCGAUAUUUGAGCAAUGCCAUUGAUUGCUAUUCAAUUUGUAUUUUCCGUGGCAGCCCUAGUCAUCGGUGAUAGAGGCUCGCCUUGCUUUCAUCUCUUCUCUCAAGUCAUGUGCGGGUUGUAUAUUCCUGUAGCUUAUGCUCAAUGUGCAAUUUUAGGCUUCUUAAUUUAUUAGAAAAUAGGAGUCUGAAGGUUGACAUGAUUUUGUA